AAGAAAAAAGUGUGCGUGGCUUCCUUUUAUCCGCGUGUUCUUGGUUCACUUGUGUGUUCACGCUGAGGGUUUCCAACAGGGAUAGAAAUGCCAUCAAAGUUAUUUUUGAAACGAAGUCAUCUUCUGGAGGAAGACAUGGACACUGUGGCGGAGAAUAAAGCCUUAAAGACCAAGGAGGCCAAGAAAUCUAAGAAGAAGCAGAAAGAGGACCAGGUCAAGGAGGAGGAGCAAAACUUUGAACCUCCAGCACCAAAGAAGAAAAAGAAAAAAGACAAGUCUGAACUGGACCAAAUGAAUGGCCACACCAAUACUGACACAGAUGUGAAUGGCACCAUUCAUCAUGCUGAUCCAAAAAAAGAAAAGAUCAGGAAGAGCUCUGAAGUGGACACAGAGAAGAAAAAGAAGAAACAAAAGAAAGCGGUUACCGAGGUGGUAGUCAAUGUUGGUUUGGUUCUGACCAAUGGACAUUCCAGCCCUAACGGCCUUUGUCAGACUCCCAUGCAGACGCCAUCCCAGUCAAGUGAUGAAUCACACAGUGGCAAUGAAACUGAAAUGGAGACUCUGGAACAGAAAGAAGGUGCAUUCUCCAAUUUCAGGAUAUCCCAAUGUACCAUCGAUCGUCUUAAAGCUCGGGGCGUCGCUUACCUGUUUGACAUUCAGGUGAAGACUUUUAAUUCUGUAUAUGAUGGAGAAGAUGUUAUUGCCCAGGCCAGAACAGGAACGGGGAAGACGUUCUCUUUUGCCAUCCCAUUGGUGGAGAAGCUACAGGUUGAAUCACUGGAACGGAGUAGAGGCCGAGCUCCCAAGGUUUUGGUUUUAACUCCAACCAGGGAGUUGGCUAUCCAGGUUGCUAAAGACUUCAAAGACAUCUCCAAGAGAGUGACUAUUGCCUGUUUCUACGGAGGCAGCUCAUAUAAUCCACAGAUUGAUGCUAUCCAUAAUGGUAUUGAUGUACUGGUUGGAACCCCUGGCCGGAUUAAGACCACUCCAGAAUCACAACUUGACCUUUCCAAACUUAAGCAUGUUGUACUGGAUGAAGUAGAUCAAAUGCUGGAUAUGGGAUUUGCAGAGCAAGUUGAAGAAAUUUUGGCAUUUUCCUAUCAGAAAGAUGGUGAGUCCAACCCACAGACUCUGCUGUUUUCAGCUACGUGCCCUCCCUGGGUUUAUGAUGUGGCCAAAAAAUACAUGAAACCAAAGUGCAAACAUGUUGACUUGAUAGGAAAGAAAACAAAGAAAACUGCAAUGACUGUCGAACAUCUUGCCAUAGCUUGCCACUGGUCACAGCGUGCUGCAGUUAUUGGUGAUGUGAUCAAGGUUUAUAGUGGCAGCCAUGGUAGAACCAUAGUCUUCUGUGAAACCAAGAAAGAGGCCAAUGAACUUUGCAUGAAUGAAUCCAUCAAGCAGGGUGCCCAGUCUCUUCAUGGUGAUAUUCCUCAGAAACAGAGGGAGUUGACACUGAAAGGCUUCAGGAACGGUGCAUUUGAGGUCUUGAUUGCCACUAACGUAGCAGCCCGUGGACUCGAUAUCCCUGAAGUAGACCUGGUGGUCCAGUGCUCUCCACCCAAGGAUGUGGAGUCAUACAUCCAUCGUUCGGGGCGAACCGGCCGAGCAGGCAGAACUGGAAUCUGUAUCUGUUUUUACCAGAGGAAAGAGGAGGACCAGCUGCGCUAUGUUGAAAACAAGGCUGGUAUAACUUUCAGACGGGUUGGCGUUCCCACCGCAAAUGAUAUUAUCAAGUCUUCGAGCAAGGAUGCUGUUAGGUUUCUGGAUUCUGUGCCUGUUACUGCUAUCGGCUACUUCAGAGCAUCUGCUGAGAAGCUGAUUGAAGAGAAAGGAGCUGUUGAAGCUCUAGCCGCUGCCCUGGCCCACAUUUCUGGAGCCACAAAUCUUGAACAGAGGUCACUACUAAACUCUGACGCCGGUUACACCACCCUGCUGUUGGUAUGUUCUCAGGAGAUGCAUAAUAUGGGUUAUGCCUGGAAAACCAUUAAAGAACAGCUUGGAGAACAAAUUGAAAAUGACAUUCACAGAAUGACCUUCCUCAAGGGCAAAACAGGAGUUUGUUUUGAUGUCCCAGCUGGAAAAGCCAAGGAGUUUCAGGAGAACUGGAAGGAUGGUCGCCGUUGGCAGCUAACUGUCGCUACAGAACUUCCAGAACUGGAAGAGAAGCAGUUCAAUAACCGUGGUGACAGCCGCUCUGGCUUUGGUAACCGCGGUGACAGAGGAGGAAGGUUCAGAGGUGGAAGGGGACGAAGCUUUGGGGGAAAUGGUGGCCGUGGUAACCGGACUCAGAACAGCAGGGGUGGGCCGCAGUAUCAACCGAGGGAGGGCAGAAAACGUAGCUUCAGCCAAGCUUUUGAUUGAUAAAACUGUUGCUGUUCUGGCAGGAGCGCUGGUUUUCUAUUAGUGGACAAUGGGAUUGGAUGUACUGCCGACAGAACUCUCCAUCAUUGCAACAACUUUACAGAAGCUGUAUUUAUUAUCCAUGUGUUCUUUAAAAUAAACACGCUUUCUUUCUAAAAGAGGGGAGAAUGGCCUAAUAUUAUAUGAAGUAAUUCAAAGAUUGAAAUAUUUUUAUUUCUGCUGCAUUAAAAGUCAGCUUUUUACCCGAC
Messenger RNA from Thalassophryne amazonica, 2612 nucleotides. RefSeq names its product DEAD (Asp-Glu-Ala-Asp) box helicase 21 (gene ddx21). The record is from RefSeq and is a predicted model, not a curated record. Gene Ontology annotation, molecular function: ATP binding; RNA binding; RNA helicase activity. NCBI's taxonomy places the organism in Eukaryota, Metazoa, Chordata, Actinopteri, Batrachoidiformes, Batrachoididae.